Molecule: messenger RNA, 1444 nt
Organism: Oldenlandia corymbosa var. corymbosa
Lineage: Eukaryota; Viridiplantae; Streptophyta; Magnoliopsida; Gentianales; Rubiaceae
Source: the annotation of a GenBank genome assembly
CUUUCCUUUGAUCACAUGCCAAACACCACACAGAGAUGAAAGAAGUGAUUUUUUUUCUUUUUAGUGGGAAUAAAAACAACAAAAAUAAAAGGGUAAUGAAAUGAGGGAGACCCUCCUCCACCUUUAUAAAGCAGAAAUGGACUUUUUUUUUUAAUACGUUUCUGGAACGACAACACUACUUUGGUUUGACAACGUUCUUUUGUAUUUCUUCUCUGUAUUGUUUCUUAGGCCGCUUUUUAGUCGGUCUUUUUCCUCAAAAAAGAAGAACACGGUUGUUCACCCUUUUUUUAUUUUGUUUUGAAGUUGAACCUAUAUAUAAAUUUGUUGGAUCCCCAUAAUAUUAUUAUUAUUCCCACCACAUGCACACUGAUUUAUUCCACCCCUUAUAAGUUACAAGCUCUUCACAGCAACCAAGCUAGCUGUUUUGCCUUAAUUUGUGGAGUGGAGUACUUGAUUGUUCAUCUUCUUCUCCUCCUUUCAGUUUGUUUGUUUUGUUUUCUAAGAAAUCAAGAAAUGAAACAGGCAGGUUGUUUGUUAAUUCUGGCUUCGGUUCUCAUGUUUCUCCUCAUCUCCCACUCAGCUUCAGCCCGAAUUCUCCAGGACGAUAAUAAUCAAGCAGGUUCGUUUACUUCAUCCAUGGCGACCGCGGAGGAGGACGACAACAUUGCCGCGGUAAGAAUAUGUAAUUUGAUUUUCAUCUUGUUUUUUUUAAAGGCCUUCUAGGAUGGUAAAAAUUGAUACAGUAAGCGUCAAUGGUCAUAAAAUAUGACUUCCAAUAACUUCUUCCUUGGGGGGCGGGUCAAUUGUCUUAACAUAAUUAAUAUAUAUGUACUUUGGGUUUGGGGUUGAAGAUUCGUUAUUUAUGCAUGCAGUUGAUGGGAUCUGAGGAAUGCAGCGGAAAUGACCCAGACUGCGUCAACAGAAGGAUGAUGGCUGAUGCACACUUGGACUAUAUCUACACCCAACGCCAUAAGCCUACCAAGGCUAAGGGCUCACCCUAAACCCACUAAAAGCUCAACCCUUCCGACACUUUUGGCAGAUUUAAGUUGGUUUAUUUAUUCAAAAUGUCAUAAGCCCCCAAACCAGAAUAUAUUCGGAUAGAACCAUGGAACAUACGUAGUCCCUAUUAGUGGGGUAUUGUUACAAAAGUACCCCUUUCAUAUACAAUUUGUAAUAUGGUGUUCAGUAAUGUAGUGUGUUAAGUUUCCUGUGUAAAUUCAGUUGGCAUUUUACUUUGUGAAUAUCUUUUAAUCUCUUGCAAAAUUCAAGCCCUUUCGAUUUGUCAUCCCUUUCCCUAUGAAUCUAGCUUCUAGAAGACCAUAUGGUAACAAGACACCCCAAAAAGCAUCUCCAAGAAUACAUGGUAUCAUGGGGAAAACUUGAACAGUUCCAUGACAUAUUCAAAUCUUCCACUACAGAAAACACAUUAUAAUUGGAUGCCUGC